AUGUGUUUAGACUGCCACCCUCCCUUCCCAACUCCACUGAUUUCUGCUAAGUCUACCGUACUUAUUUCCUCGAAGCCAGUUGACCUGGAGACUUGUCAAAAGCAUGGCAUCAUCAAAGCUACUCCCACUCAAACAGCCUCUUGCACUCAACCAAAAUACGUCGCCACAGACCCUGUGGCCCUCCGCGUAAAACAACACAGCCAAAGCUUGUCCGGCGGAGACUUCACAAUCUCCACCUAUCCCACGGACGACUCUCCGCUCGGAACGAAGCUCUUCUCUGUGAAAGGUGAUUUCGGAUCAUUGAGUAACAAACGACACUUCAGCGACACCUCGGGCCUCCCAUUGUUUACACUGCAGCGCAAAAAAGCCGGCGUGACGUGGUUCGUAACCCUUCCUGGCGACGAGCGCGGCUCUGAACCUAUUGCGACGAUUGCCACGAAGUGGAGCGCUUUCAAAGAUAAAUUCGACGUCUACUUUAAGAAUGCGGCUGCGAAUGGGGAGGAGACGGUUCUGGAGGUCCGCGGGCAGAAUGUGUGGAAGACGAAGACACACGUCUACUACAAGGGGAACUUGGUGAUGAUCACCAAGCUUGCGGAUGUGGUGUCGGUCUAUGUGCCUGGCAAGCGUCCUGCCUGGACGGUAGAGGUUGCAGAGGGGAUGGAUCUAUCUCUGGCCUCUCUUAUUACAGUCCUCUUGGCUACACUGCUCCACUACAGCAGUUUACCGUCAUCUCAUUCUGGCCCCAGUUCCAGGGAAGAUGAAGACUUCAAGGGUAUCAGCAAGAAAUAA
Messenger RNA from Aspergillus lentulus, 789 nucleotides. RefSeq lists its product as uncharacterized. The record is from RefSeq and is a predicted model, not a curated record. NCBI's taxonomy places the organism in Eukaryota, Fungi, Ascomycota, Eurotiomycetes, Eurotiales, Aspergillaceae.